Molecule: messenger RNA, 646 nt
Organism: Osmerus eperlanus (European smelt)
Lineage: Eukaryota; Metazoa; Chordata; Actinopteri; Osmeriformes; Osmeridae
Product: hepatitis A virus cellular receptor 1-like
Exons: 2
Coding region: 190-558 (122 amino acids)
Source: RefSeq, a predicted model, not a curated record
CCAUUUUACUGGAAGGCAAAGAUAUUAUCUUAAGAUUCCCACCCAGAAUUUGGAAAGCAAGCAGUUUCUAGCAAUCUCAACCUGGUGGUUUAUUAGUCCAGUGGGAACCCCACACCGAAGCAGUGAACGUUGGUUGCCUGAGAAAGCAGCUGAUGAUGGAGAAAUUCUCCACACCCGUGCAGCCUAAACAUGGAGCUAAAGGCCAGAAGGUCAGCAAGCCCCACAACCACCAAGAGAAGGAGAACAGCAAAAGGGUUAGUCAAAAACCAAACCACCACAAACAUGAUCCUCACCACCACCACCCUAACCACGGUCAUCAUCACCACCACCGUCCCAGCCUCCAGCACCAUCAGGACACGCAUUCAUCAGAUGACCAGGAUAGUAACAGCCCCCAAUCUAAAGCAGAGGACAGCAGUGUUCACCCCCAUUACCCCAGGAAUCCCAAUCACCCCCACCAUCAGCACCACAGUGACAAGUCUCACCAAUCUCCCCCUGAUCAUCACCAUCAUCAUCACCAUGACGACCAUACUCCAGAUGUCGGUUCCCACCCCGAGGUGACGGCCACCUCUUCUAGCUCCUCCUCUAGUUCCUCUGUGUCCUCCUCUUCAUCCUCUUCAUCCACAUCCUCCUCGUCCUCCUCUUCCUC